AUCCAAAUCAUCGGACUAGAGAGGAGCCCGACCCUUCUCCGAUUCUUGAGAAGCUGGAUCCUUUCAUAAACACCCCCAGGAAAUUGUAAUUAAUUCGGAUGCAGCCUAGCAGAAUGGGCAAAUCGUUAACCGGAAGCGCCAGUCGAGACAGCCUUGGCGUUAUCUUCUCUCUCUCUCUCUCUCUCUCUUCAUCUGUUCAUAUGUACUCGCCAUAUAGCAGACAGAAGCAGAGUCGUGUCCAGUAGUUCGUAUUCUGUAGAGGUUUUCGCUCUCGCUAAAAUUUCUUCAGAUUUUUCUUUAAGUAGCUUACCAUGACUUCCAGAACAGAGACAUAUUCAGAUUCCAUAAACCCUCAAGAUGUUUGCAUCGUUGGAAUUGCACGGACACCCAUUGGUGGCUUCCUUGGAUCCCUUUCAUCGUUUUCAGCUACUCAACUAGGUUCUAUAGCUAUUGCAAGUGCUCUUAAAAGGGCAAAUGUUGAUCCGUCACUGGUGCAAGAGGUUUUCUUUGGAAAUGUUCUCAGUGCAAAUUUAGGUCAAGCUCCCGCUAGACAAGCUGCAUUAGGAGCUGGUAUACCUAAUUCUGUGAUUUGUACCACCAUCAACAAAGUUUGUUCAUCAGGGAUGAAAGCAACAAUGCUUGCAGCACAAACUAUCCAAUUAGGAAGCAAAGAUGUUGUUGUAGCUGGUGGCAUGGAAAGCAUGUCUAAUGCGCCUAAAUAUCUAGCUGAAGCAAGAAGGGGAUCUCGGCUAGGACAUGACACUAUCAUUGACGGGAUGCUGAAAGAUGGUCUAUGGGAUGUUUACAAUGAUUUUGGAAUGGGCGUAUGUGCAGAGUUAUGUGCUGAUCAGCAGAACAUUACAAGAGCAGAGCAGGAUGCUUAUGCUAUUCAAAGCUUUGAUCGCGGAAUUGCUGCUCAAAGAAAAGGUGCCUUUGCGUGGGAAAUCAUUCCAGUUACUGUUGGGGGAAGAGGGAAACCGGCUAUUAUUGUAAAUGCAGAUGAAGGCCUAGGAAAGUUUGAUGCUGCAAAACUAAGGAAGCUUCGACCAAGUUUCAAGGAGAGUGGGGGUUCUGUUACAGCUGGCAAUGCUUCUAGCAUAAGUGAUGGUGCUGCUGCAUUAGUGUUAGUGAGUGGUAAGAAGGCAAGUGAACUUGGAUUACAAGUGAUUGCGAAGAUUAGAGGAUAUGAUGAUGCGGCUCAGGCACCUGAGUUAUUUACAACUGCUCCAGCACUUGCUAUACCGAAAGCCAUCACAAAUGCUGGCUUGGAGGCAUCACAAAUUGACUAUUAUGAGAUAAAUGAAGCCUUUUCUGUUGUGGCUCUUGCUAAUCGGAGGUUGCUCGGUAUUAGUCCUGAAAAGUUAAAUGUGCACGGUGGAGCAGUAUCUUUGGGACAUCCACUGGGUUGUAGUGGUGCUCGUAUCUUGGUCACAUUGUUAGGGGUACUGAGACAUAAGAAUGGGAAGUUUGGGGUUGCUGGAAUCUGCAAUGGUGGAGGAGGAGCUUCUGCCAUUGUUGUAGAGCUAAUGCCGGUUUUGAAGGUGGGGCGGUCCUUAUUAUGAAGGUAUGUAUCUCUGUAUGUGUGAGACGGCUUUCAAGAGCAUUCAGGGCUCCUGCUUCGAAGUUAUGGUGAUAUUGCGGUCUCUUCUCGCGUGCCAAGUACACUAGAGUUGGCAAAGUUUGUUCUUCAAUAUCCACAGCUGUAGAGUCUCUCCCAUCAAUAAGUAUCUGUAUGUCAAGUAAAAGAGCUAUAUCAAUAACAACGAACAUCAGGAUUAAUUCCUUUGUGUCUUUCCCUUGUGUUUUUUUACUAGUAACUUUCUGGUGAUGAUAUAUCCAUUCAUUAUCUGAAAUAGAGCAAAAUGUACUUGGAGAAUGGUGGGAUGGUCGCAUUUGCUUGAAACCAAAUCCCAUUCCUGAAAACUUUUGUGCUCUUUCCGUGCU
This is a messenger RNA of Rhododendron vialii, 1944 nucleotides long. Its product is annotated as acetyl-CoA acetyltransferase 2-like. The record is from RefSeq and is a predicted model, not a curated record. Lineage: Eukaryota; Viridiplantae; Streptophyta; Magnoliopsida; Ericales; Ericaceae. Gene Ontology annotation, biological process: fatty acid beta-oxidation. Gene Ontology annotation, molecular function: acetyl-CoA C-acetyltransferase activity. Bases 312 to 1562 code for a protein of 416 amino acids. The transcript is spliced from 16 exons.